CUCCUUGUGCACCAGGAUAUAGUUACAGUUCAUUUACUUAGCUCCACAGAAGCCAGACAGCACAGCACCAUGCCUAUGACUCUGGGUUACUGGGACAUCCGUGGGUUGGGUCAAGCCAUCCGUCUGCUCCUGGAAUACACAGGUUCAAGCUAUGAGGAGAAGAGAUACACCAUGGGGGACGCUCCCGACUAUGACAGAAGCCAGUGGCUGAGUGAGAAGUUCAAACUGGGCCUGGACAUUCCUAAUCUGCCCUACUUAAUCGAUGGGUCACACAAGAUCACCCAGAGCAAUGCCAUCCUGCGCUACCUUGGCCGGAAGCACAACCUGUGUGGAGAGACAGAAGAAGAGAGACUCCGUGUGGACAUUUUGGAGAACCAGGCCGUGGACACUCGUAGGCAGCUUUCAAUGGUCUGCUACAGCCCUGAGUUUGAGAAACGGAAGCCAGAGUACUUAGAGGGUCUCCCUGACAAGAUGAAGCUCUACUCUGAGUUCCUGGGCAAGCAGCUAUGGUUUGCAGGGAACAAGAUUACCUAUGUGGAUUUCCUUGUUUAUGAUGUCCUCGAUAAGCACCGUAUGUUUGAGCUCAAGUGCCUGGACGCCUUUCCAAAUCUGAAGGACUUCAUGGCUCGAUUUGAGACCCUUGAGAAGAUCUCUGCCUACAUGAAGUCCAGCCGCUUCCUUUCAGGCCCUGUGUAUUUGAAGACAGCGCUGUGGGGUAACAAGUAGAGCGCCCGUAAUACCAGGGCCAGGAGGAGAUUUACCUCUAUGCUUGCGGUCCAUGGUCUGGGGCCCAUCUGCGUCCCCGGGCAUCUCUGUAUCAGUCUUCCCACCUCCGUUCUUCUCUGAAAGGUGUUAGUGACUCCGCUUUCUACCCAGCCUUUCUGUAAGGGGAGGUUCUCAAACUCAGGUCUAGUUCCCUAAUUGGUUCUUGAUGUGUCAAUAAAGAAGGCUGGGAGCCAAUUGCUGGGCGGAAGGUAUAGGUGGGACUUCCGGGUCCCAAGAGAAAAAGGAGAUUCAGGGAAAGAUAGAGGGGCUUUUUCUGCUGUGCUUCGGAGUAAGAAGGUAACAGUCAUGUAAGGUCUUCCGGCAGCUAGGGCCUGUGGCCUCCGCAACAGGCGGAUAGCCAAGGAUGUUGGCAGGGGCUGGCUGAUACAAGUCACUAAGUUUAGGGCAGAGGGAGAUGGAGAUAAUAAACUGGUAAGAGCACGCCUUUCCAGGCCGUUGUUAUCUGAGCCCAGCAAUUGUGCCUAGCAGGCAAAUUCUAAAGUAAUAAAGCUGUUUGUGUGUCUUUUAGCUUUGAAUUCCAGGGUCGCAGGAAUGGGCUAGUAACACAACCACUCAGGAGCUAAGCUGGAUGGAACAAGGGAGUCAGGAGGGGCCAGAGCGCUGGGUGUGGUCCCAGGCAAAAGGCAGUAGCCUGUUUUUAAAACUACACACAACACCUCUCCCCAAGCCAAACCUCUGUUCACCCCAGUUCCCCAUUCCUUCAGAGUCUCUUCCUCUCCUUUCUUGUCUUUGUCCUGGAUCCAAGUAGCCCUCCGCUUUGCUGGGGUGAUGAAGGGAUGCACUUGACUCUGGUUCCCCAGCACUGCCAGAGAAUCCAACCUUGUGCAUGUGGAGGCACUCCUCUUCAGUGGGAGGCUGCCCUGCACUGCCAGAAAGACCAGCUCUCUAGUUUGCAAAUCUUGGUCCCCAACAUGAGACUGUCCAGCCGUUUUUGAUCCCCAAUGAAGUCUGAACCACAUUUGCUCUGUGUCUUAUUACCUGUGUCUCUCAGGACAAACCAUGUUGACUUGGUUGGGUGGCCUUUGUUAUGUUGUCCACAGAAGGGCAGGGAUGUGUGUGUGGGAUCUUGAUGGCCACACAGAGUAUAAGAUUGCUUACAAUUCUUAAUGUUCCUUGCCAUUAAUUCUGUGUUGCCCACCUGGACUCCUAAGAGGAGGGUGCUGCUUCUGUGAUGGGGUUCCUCACUAGUCAGCAGUCACAGUGCCACCACAGCCAUGGACAGAGGUUCUGGGCUGAUGGGAGAGGCUCCAUUAGGCCAAGUAGCUUUUGUUUCCUUCUCCCAGCUGCUUUCCCUAAACUAGACAUCUCUCCUCCUAUUCUCAGGAUGUUUCCCCAAAAGUGGCCCCCACCAUUUUCAGUUUGUGACUGUGUAUUUUACCUUACUCUGUCCUAAGCUAAUCAAAGGGAAAAUGCAGGUCUUGUUAGAUUUUUCCUAAUAUGCAAAGCCUGAGAGAAUACCUCAGAUAUGCCCAGAUUUGUCUAGCCAGAAAUUCCAAAUAGAAUGUUUCAAAUGAAAAGAAAGACAUGUUAAGGAGUGAGAAUAAAAUAUUAGAAGGUUGUGCUGGACAGUUUAUGUCAACGACGCAAUUGCGAGUCAGCUGAGAGGAGGGAGCCUCAGUAGAGAAAAUGCCUUCAUCGAGCAAGCCGUGAGGAGCAAGCCAGUAAGCAGCACCCCUCCAUGGCCUCUGCAUCAGCUCCUGCCUCCAGGUUUCUGCCCUGCUUCAGUUCCUGUCCUCACUGAUUUUGACGAUGUUAUAUGGAACUGUGAGUGAAAUAAACCCUCUCCUCCCCAA
Molecule: messenger RNA, 2579 nt
Organism: Rattus norvegicus (Norway rat)
Lineage: Eukaryota; Metazoa; Chordata; Mammalia; Rodentia; Muridae
Source: RefSeq, a predicted model, not a curated record